Molecule: messenger RNA, 2161 nt
Organism: Phasianus colchicus (ring-necked pheasant)
Lineage: Eukaryota; Metazoa; Chordata; Aves; Galliformes; Phasianidae
Gene: SLC3A2
Product: solute carrier family 3 member 2
Biological process (GO): L-alanine import across plasma membrane; L-leucine import across plasma membrane; phenylalanine transport
Cellular component (GO): basolateral plasma membrane; apical plasma membrane
Molecular function (GO): L-leucine transmembrane transporter activity; aromatic amino acid transmembrane transporter activity; L-alanine transmembrane transporter activity
Source: RefSeq, a predicted model, not a curated record
AUCAGACACCAGUGCGACGGGGGGUGGGCUGACAUCGGUUAUAUAACGGCUGCACUGCUCGCCCUCCUCUCAGAAGCGCGGCGGCGCGUUCCGGUGUUUUGCCUGCGAUAUUUUUCUGCUAAAACUCCCUUAGAAAUGGACGCGGACGUCGAAGCCGCUCCCCGCGACGUGGAGCUUUCCGCCUUAGAAGCCGAAAAACAGCCCAUGGCCUCCCCGGAGAGCGGCGCGGCCGGCCCGGAGAAGAACGGCUUGGUGAAGGCCGCUGGGACCGGCGAGGCGGCGGGGCCGAAGUUCACUGGGCUGGGCAAGGAGGAGCUGCUCCGGGCGGCCGCGGCGCCGGGUUGGACCCGGGCUCGGGCGGCGCUGCUGGCGGCGUUCUGGUUGGGAUGGCUGGGGAUGCUGGGAGCCGCCGUCGCCAUUGUGGCCCGCGCCCCGCGGUGUCACGUGACCGGAAGCGCCGAGUGGUGGAGGAGCGGCGGCCUUUACAGGGCGCCCCCGGAAGUCUUCGGGGGGAAACUGCAGGAAGUCCGUGACCACCUGGACUACGUGGCAUCCCUGGCGGGGGGGCUGCUGUUGGGCCCCCUCCCCCACCACAGCACUGCAGAUCCCCCCCUGGAGGAGUGGCCCCCCCAGUUGGGCAGUGAGGAGGAAUUGAGGGGGGUCCUGAAGACAGCAAAGGAGCAUGGGCUGCAGGUGUUGGUGGAGCUGAACCACAGCGCAGUGCGGAACCACUUCUCAAAUGGCCCAACCCGCAGCAAUGGCAGCAGUGCCAUAAAGCAAGCGAUCGGGGCCUGGCUGCAGCGUGGCUUUGAUGGAGUCUUCCUGGAUGGCAUCGAGGAGCUGGAGGAUUCAGUGUUGGCUGAGUUCCGGAACAUCACAGAGCAGUGGAGCACUGAUGAGACUCCCAGGUUGUUGGUGGGGGGCACACGCCUGCGGGACCCCUCCUCAUUGCAGGAUCUGCUGAAUUCCACGAAGGUCUCCCUGGUUUUGGGGGUGCUGCCCCUGGGACCCCCCCUGGAUUCCCAAAAUGGCCAAACGGUGUUGGAUCCCACCCACGUGGCACAGCUGCUGCAGCUCAGCCAAGGGGGGGUCCCUGUGGUGUGGAGUGUGGGCACCCCUUGGAAGCACCUGGUGGGGCUGAGCCCCCCCCUGGCCCCCCAAGUGCUGCUGCUGCUGUGGGGAGGGCUGCCCAACGCCCCCACCCUCAACUAUGGAGAUGAAGUGGGACUGAUGGACCCCCAGGGGGCGGGGUCUGAUCAGCUGACCCCGAUGCCGUGGACGGAAUUAAAGGCACUGCAAGAAGGCGGGAACAGCAGCCAGGCACAGUUGCUGUCACUGAGCCGCCGCCUCCGGGCAAUGCGGAAGAAGGAGAAGACCUUGGCAGUGGGCGGAGCCCAGGUGUUGUGGGCGGGGCCUGAUAGGGGCGUGGCCGUGCUGAGGGGGGCAGGGGCCGGGGAGCGCUUCCUGCUCCUGCUCAACCCGGGGGCAGAGUCCUUGCACCCCUUCCGGCCCCGAUCGGAAGUGGCCACGCCCACCACUGGCCCCACCCCGCCCCCUCUGCCCCCCCGCGCUCGCUUAGUGCUAAGCACACACGGAUCCCCUCCCCCUGGCACCGAGACCCCCGUGGAGAUGGCGGAGCUGCAGCUGCAGCCCUACGAGGGGCUCCUUCUGCGUCUGCCCCCUCAGUAGGGACCCCCGCUCCAUGGGUUCCCAUUGUGCCUCUGCCCCAUAGGGGUACUGCAGUGCCCCCCCCUGCCCCCAGCAUUCCACUCCAGACACUACACCAAUGUUCUUCGGGGACCCCCAGUUGUGAGGAGCCCAACACCACGACAUCCUCCCCCCCUUACCCACCAUGGGCUCCCACUUUCUGCCCCAUGGGAACCCCUUCUUGGGGCCUCUCUUGUGCCCCACUGUCCCUGUGUGCUGCAUUGUGGCUACCCAUACCCUUCCUCCCCCCCAAGUCCCCUUAGGGACCCUUCCCAUUGUCACCCCAUCCCAUCAGGGUCCCCCCCUCAAAUUCUCGAUCUCUCCUUAGAGGCCCCCAAUGGGAUUCAUCCUACUCAGAACUCUCCCCCAAUCUUUCUCCUGGUGCCCCAUAACCCCCGUUCUUCCCCCACUUACCCAAUUUUGGGGCAAAUAAAAGUUUACUCCUGGUGCUGCA